This is a messenger RNA of Phycodurus eques (leafy seadragon), 7056 nucleotides long. Its product is annotated as dynamin-1-like protein. Gene Ontology annotation, biological process: mitochondrial fission. The record is from RefSeq and is a predicted model, not a curated record. NCBI's taxonomy places the organism in Eukaryota, Metazoa, Chordata, Actinopteri, Syngnathiformes, Syngnathidae. Gene Ontology annotation, cellular component: membrane; mitochondrion; cytoplasm. Gene Ontology annotation, molecular function: GTP binding; microtubule binding; GTPase activity. Bases 192 to 2213 code for a protein of 673 amino acids. The transcript has 18 exons.
UAAGUGGUCAAAUGAGUUAUCGCUGAGCUGCUGCCGGCUUUGCAUGACGCUUUGGGACCUAAUACGAAUACACUGACUCUCUGUGUGGUUUUCUACGAAGUAUGACGGAUAAACACGUUGAAUGAGAAGCGAUAUUGACGUCGUACGCCGCUUGCCUUCCAACCAAGUGAGUCCGGUCUAGUGGAAGCAGGAUGGAGAUUCUGAUUCCCACCGUCAACCGUUUGCAGGAGGUUUUCCUCACAGUGGGCGCAGAGAUCAUUCAUCUGCCUCAGAUCGUCGUGGUCGGAUCUCAGAGCAGCGGGAAGAGCUCUGUGUUGGAGAGCCUUGUCGGACGUGAUUUUCUGCCCCGAGGCUCGGGGAUCGUCACCAGACGACCGCUGGUGUUGCAGCUUGUCAAUGUUGCACCUCUGGAGGAGCGGCUGAAGACUGAAAAUGGAAAUGGGGUAAAACAAACUGCACAAAACAGCUACCCAGGUAUCAAAGCUGAGGAAUGGGGGACUCUCUUGCACUGCAAGAAUCAGGUUUUCACAGAUUUUGGGGAAAUUCGGCGGGAAAUCGAGGCAGAGACUGAACGUUCUUCAGGCAACAACAAGGGAAUUACUCCCGAGCCCAUACAUUUGAAGAUUUUCUCGCCUAAAGUCCUCAAUCUUACCCUUGUUGAUUUACCUGGCAUCACUAAGGUCCCUGUUGGGGAUCAGCCCGAGGACAUAGAAUCUCAAGUGCAGGAGAUGAUCUUGUCCUUUAUCUCCAAUCCCAACUCCCUCAUCCUCUCCGUGUCAGCCGCCAACUCCGACUUGGCCACCUCGGAUGCUCUGAAAUUGGCUCGCGAGGUAGAUCCAGAUGGUCGACGGACACUGCUGGUGGUCAGCAAACUGGAUUUGAUGGACGCGGGGACAGAUGCUCUGGAGGUCCUUCUCGGUCGAGUCAUUCCAGUCAGGCUCGGUAUCAUCGGGGUGGUUAACAGGAGCCAGCAUGACAUCAACACUCAGAAGAGCCUGGGGGACUGCAUGAAGGACGAGCAGGCCUUCUUGCAGCGCCACUACCCAUCGCUGGCCUCCCGUGCCGGCUCACGCUACCUGGCCAAAACGCUCAGCAGGCUGCUCAUGCACCACAUCCGCGACUGCCUGCCAGACCUAAAGACCCGCGUGACUGUGCUCAGCGCCCAGUACCAGUCGCGCCUCAAUAGUUACGGCCAGCCGGUGGAGGACCACAGCGCCACCCUGCUGCAAAUUGUCACCAAAUUUGCGAGCGAUUACUGCAACACCAUCGAGGGAACGGCGCGCUACAUUCAAACCUCGGAGCUAUGUGGUGGCGCUCGCAUCUGUUACAUCUUCCACGAAACCUUCGGCCGCACGCUGCAGUCCAUCGACCCUCUCGGAGGGCUGACGGAGCUCGAUAUCCUCACUGCCAUCCGAAAUGCUACCGGUCCACGUCCUGCACUUUUUGUCCCAGAGGUGUCGUUCGAGUUGCUGGUGAAGCGUCAAAUCAAGCGUCUGGAGGAGCCCAGUCUGCGAUGUGUGGAGCUGGUCCACGAAGAGCUACAAAGGAUCAUCCAGCACUGCUCGUCAUUUAGCACGCAGGAGCUUCUAAGAUUCCCAAAACUGCAUGAUUCCAUUGUGGAAGUUGUGACUGGAUUACUGCGGAAGCGCUUGCCAAUUGCGAAUGAAAUGGUGCAUAAUUUAGUAGCAAUAGAGCUUGCCUACAUCAACACGAAGCAUCCGGACUUCACGGAUGCGGCGCAGGUCUCUGCAUCCGUCAACAGUCAGCAGGCAGAGGCCCUUGAUGGAACCAAGCGCUGGAAGAAUGAGAAGGCCGCAGAGGAGAAAACCCCACCUGCAAGCUUUGGCAGCCCCAGCAAAGGCCAGCCCAUUAACCUUCUUGACACAGCAGUGCCCGUGUCCCGCAAGCUGAGUUCGAAGGAGCAGAGGGACUGUGAGGUCAUCCAGCGCUUAAUCAAGUCUUACUUCCUCAUCGUCCGCAAGACCAUCCAGGACAGCGUGCCCAAGACCGUCAUGCACUUCCUGGUGAACUUUGUUAAAGAGCAUCUGCAGAGCGAGCUGGUGGGUCAGCUGUAUAAGCAGACGCUACUCCAGGACCUACUCAUUGAGUCUCAGGACACUGCACAGCAGAGGACGGAGGUCGCUCAAAUGCUGCAGGCACUCAAAAAAGCCAAUAACAUCAUCUCUGAGAUCAGAGAGACACACCUGUGGUAGCUAAAGGAAACCCACACUCCUCACUUUCGAGACAACAACAUUAAUGAUGUACAGUGACUAUAAGUCUACACACCCCUGUCUACACACCCCAAUAAAAAAAAAAGACAAAGAUCAAUCAUUUCAGAACAUUUUCCACCAUUAAUGUGACCUAGAACCUUGACAAUGUAAUUGAAAAGAAAAUGAAAUCCUCUCGAGAGAAGAAGCAUAAAUAAACAACUGAGAUAAUGUGGUUGCACAAGUGUGCACACCCUCUUAUAUCAGGGGAUGUGGGUGUGUUCAGAAUGAACCAAUCAGUCAGCACACAUCUGCCAUCAUUUAAAGGGCUUCUGAUUAACCCCAAAUAAAAUUCAGCUGCUCUAGUAGACUUUGCAGCAUGAAUGAAUGACUGCUUAGCACAUCUGCCACACACUUGUGAGGACCCGGGUUCAAAUCCGGCCUCGCCUGUGUGGAGUUUGCAUGUUCUUCCCGUGCCUAUGUGGGCUGUCGGGAUGCAGUGUCACGUGAAUUUGUCAUUCGAGCUGGAAUUUUCCAACUCACGCGAAUCCGUGAAGAAGUGAAUUUUCAUGUGUUCGCCCCCCCACAUCGCCUGGCUUGAAUUCGCACCAUUUGCACAUUUGCAUUGACUUCGGGGUAGCACGGUGGAUGACUGUUUAGCACUUCUGCCUCACAGUUCAACUCCGGCCUCCUGCGUGGGUUUUCUUUGGGUACUAUGGUUUCCUCCCACAUCCCAAAAACAUGCAUGGUGGGUCAAUUGGAGACUCUAAAUUCUCCGUAAGUGUGAAUGUGAGUGUGAAUGGUUGUUUGUCUAUAUGUGCCCUACGAUUGGCUGACAACCACUUCAGGGUGUACCCCGCCUCUCGCACCACAGUUCGCGGGGAUAGGCUCCAGCACACCCACGACCUUAGUGAGGAUAAGCUGUGUCGAGAAUGGAUGGAUAGUAGACUUUCUAGGUCAUAGGGAUGGUAUAAAACGUUUUGAAAUUAUUUCUCAUGGUCCUAUUGCUUUAUAUCACAAAAGCUUGGAAUUUGAUUAGGGGUUCUGUAGACGUGCGUGUGUGUGUGCGAGCGAGCGAGAGAGUGAGUGAUUUCUCCUGGACCAAUGAACAUUUAGCACAUUUUCAUCCACUGUUGCCCUGAAGCAGAAACACCAGAGCUUCCUCACUCAGACCUGAAGCGUUACACCACUUCACUGUCAAAGUGAACAAACUCCCUUUGUGUCAUUUUGUCAUGCAACGUUUGUGUGUACGUGUCUGUGUCAUAUGUGUACAUUACAAGUGUAAUAUUUAAGUUGUGUACGUCCACAAAUAUCCAACAAACCGGGUAUCCUGUGGGACCGUUUAACAGGUACUGAAUCUGCAAUUGCAGCUUGCACUCUCAACUACUCAAAAACUGCUGGUUCCCAACUUGCCCACCACAAGUCGACAAGAACUUGAGACAGGGAGACAAGAUUUGGAACCAUAUCCAAUCCAAAAUGUUUGAGAUAAUAUUGGCAGAUCAGUAGGCUUGUGUUCCUUGUCUGAGCUCAAAUAGGUGCAAUUUGGGGCAAGAACGAUUGAUUUUGUCAUGUGGUAUCAGAACCAAAAUGCUUGCGGUAGCUGAGGAUGAAACUAAGAUUAAUAGGUCACUUCCUUGUCAGAGCUCUAAUGGGUGCAAUUUUCACAAUGUCAGGGCAAGAAUCCAAUUGAUUCUGAGCGAUAUUCAAUCCUGUUUGAGGUAGCUUCGGAGGGGCAUACUUCUUGUUAGGGCUCUCGUAUGUUGUUUUCAAUCUAUCCUUAAAAUGUUAUGUUCAGGGAAACAACCCUAUUGAUUUUGUACAACAUCUGUUUUAUUACUUGCUGAAUUUUCCUUUCCUCAACAGUAAAAGGUGCAAUUUCUAAGCUUUCAGGGGUUAUUGAUCUCUGUAAGGGCAGAACCCUGGUGAAUUUGUUCAAGAUACGAUCAAAAAAACUUGAGGUUGCUUAAGUUGAAGGUGAGAUUAGUAAGUAUGUGAUAGAUCAUCAAGCUUGUUGUGGUGAUUAUUAUUAUAUGCUAGAGCAAGAAUGCUACUGAUUUUGUAUGAUGUCCAGUCUGAGAGGCACAAGGCAGCUGAUGUAUAAAGCUAAUCGGAGGAGGAACACGUUCCUUGUCACAAUUCUAGUAGAUGCAAUUUUCUUCAAGUCUUCAAACUUUCAUGGCUUAUUCUUCAUUGUCUGAGCAAGAACCCUGUUGAUUUUGGUACGCUGUUAGACCCGAGAUGCGCAAGGGUCAUCGAGCAUGUCUAGCACUAACCUCGCUGGGAGCAUGCAGCGUUUCCUCCAAUGUCGAAAUAAUGACGGCGAUAUUAUUUCACUGUUCAAUAAUUGAGUGGCACUCAAGUGAUUCUUAGAGACUAUUAGUUUAAUUGUGCAUCAUCCUUAAAGGAAAUCACACAACUUUGUACUCCGAGGGAAGAGAGGCUCAUCAGCGAUUACAACUGAGGAGUCAAAGCGCUCUCAUCAGAAAUACCCAGCAUGCAAUAUUUUUCCAACAUACGCCUGUGUCCCUAUAAGAACUAGUGAAACAGCAAAUGUUACCAGCCACGUUUCCUUGACUACUGUAUGUAAAUGUUGCUUGAUUUGUCAACCAAAACUGUUGUUAAAAGAUAAUUUUUCCCCCAAAGGCUAUUGCUCAUAUCUACAGUAUUAUUGUGUAUUUCUUUUCAUCGCUAACACUGCAAAGUGGUAUUAGGGCUGCACUGACAAUAAAAUAAAAAUCCAAUCAUGUGGAAAAACUCAUGAAUGUUAAAAGACUAAGUGGUAAUGUUACAAUAAAAUAGAAAAUAAAAGAUGUAAUACUCUGGCAAAACAGUCAAUGUGCAAAAUAGUAGAUGGGAGAAAAAAAAGUGUUAAAAAUAACAAAAAAUAAAAACAUUGCGAGGAAAAAUAUGAUGUUCAAAAAAUAAAAACAUACUAGUAAAAGUCAAUGUUAAAAGAAUAAAGAUUUAAUGAGGAAAACGUCCUACGGUUAGAAGGAUACACAUAAUUACAAGAAAAAGUAAAAUGUCAAAAGAAUAAGGACAUAAUAGUAAAAGGAAAAAAGAAUAGUAUAAUAGACAUACUAUGAGAAUCACGAUUUAGCAUGACAAUCACAAUCAGAAUCAUCUUUAUUUGCCAAGUAUGUCCAAAAAACACACAAGGAAUUUGUCUCCGGUAGUUGGAGCCGCUCUAGUACGACAACAGACAGUCAAUUGACAGAGAACACUUUUGAGACAUAAAGACAUUGACAAAGAAAAAAACAGUCACUGAGCAGUAAAGGGUUGCUAGUUAUCUGGUAAUGUCGGUACAAUUUUUUUUUUUAUUUUUAAUUUUUUUUUUUACAAUUGUGCAAAAGAUGCAGAGUCCUCUAGCACUUAGAGCAGUUCGAAUGACUAAUAUAGCAAUAGUCAUGUGCAACCAUUGUGCAAAGGGCGCCGAGACUUCAAGGAGUGUAUCCGGUUUAAAGUGACGAGUAGUGCGAUAAUCUGGGACAAUGUUGAUUGUGAUGUUGCAGAUACUCCUCAAUCAGUGUGCAAAUGGGGCAGAUGCUACUCUGGCAUGAGUGGCCAGUAUUGGUCAACAACAGAUAUGCAAAUAGUGCAGCGUGGUGAAACAACUACAGUGAGUGCACGAGUAAUAUAUAAUUGGCCCCACAGAAAUGUGACAACGAACUCAAAUCAAAAAAUUGCCAGCAUGUUGUAAUGGAAUUGUAGGUUAGCUGUUUAAGAAGUUGAUUGCAAGAGGGACGAAGCUGUUGGAAUGUCUGCUUGUUCUAGUUUGCAUUGAUCGGUAGUGCCUGCCUGAGGGGAGGAGCCGGAAGAGCCGGUGACCGGGAUGCGGAGGGUCCGAGAGGAUUUUGCACGCUCUUGUCUUAGUUCUGGCAGCGUGAAAGUCCUCAAGUUGUUAUAAGAAUAAAUUUUCAUGUAAAACGUUUAAAGAAAAGAGAAAAAAGAUUAUCAAAAGCAAAAAGUCGGAAUCGGAGAAGUCUUAUUACAAGAAUAAAGUCAUAAUAUUACAAAAACAAUGUUUGUAAUAGUUUAGUUCUAUUAUAUGAUGUUUAAAAUUGUGUUUUUCACUUGUAAUAAUAAGACCAUUGUUUUAAAAAUCAAAGGUUUUUCUUUGAAUUUACAACAUAUUUCUUGUAGGUUACUAGUCUGAUUCCUUUAUCCCCAUAAUUUUUAAAAUUGUGGUUUACUACUGUAUUCUUCAUAAAAUGACAAGAAUGACAAAAUUCCUCCUAAUAUUUCCACAUUAUCCUCAUAAAAUCGUGAGUGUUUUUCUGGGUUUAUUUUUGUCAUAUAAAAUGUUUUUAUUGGGGUAUGCCCCUUUUGAUUUCUGAAAUUUGCUUCAUAAUAUUGUAUUACGACUUUAUUAUGGGAUGGUGAGGUUUCUCCUCAUGAAAUGAUGACUUCAUCCGAGUAAUUUCUGUGACUUUGUCCUUUGAGCAGUUUUCCUUUCUACUGUGGCCCUAAUACUUCUUUGCACAUCAUUCAAAAAUAGACUUUUUUAAUUAUUUAGGAAGAAAUACCCUAGCGGGACCAUCAAUUAGCAUCCUCUUUCAAAUCAGGGACAUUGUGAAUGAGCUGUGUAUGUUUUGCAUGCGUUGAGUAUGCCAAUGUGGAGUAAGUGUGUAUUUUGUAUUAUUUAAGUGUAAAUUAUUCACAACGCGUGGACUGCCUCUGAGUUCCUGGCUGCCAAUAUUUGUGAUAAAUGUUUUACUCUUGGAGGCCAUUAAACUUCAAUGAAGGACAAUGUACAGAGUGGAGCCUUUAUUGAUGACACGCCUACACACCACUACUUGCAUUUAAAUCAGUAAUUUUCAAAGGGGUACAAAGUACUGUUCAAUUCUAU